CUUCUUCAUUACCUUUCCUUCCUUCCUUCCUUCCUUUAUAUAAACCAGACAACCAACCUCUCCUUUUUCGUUCUUAUCUCCAUUUCAGAUAUUUUUAGGUUAACUCAAAAAAGUGAGAAAUCUUAGAACCGAAGCCAACAAUGGCGAAGAUACCGGUGAGAUUCAAGAGAGUAGCAGCGGCGUUCGACGAGGUAGCUCGGAUUCGUCCAUGUGAGAGCAGCGGUAGUGAGCACUCAGCGGAAGGUGACUCGGCCGAUCUAUCUGAUCUCAUCGACUCGUUCAUGGAAACAGACUAUUAUGGAGUUCAACGAGAACAGGACGAUGAAGUUGAGAGAAGAGAGACGGAGAAAAGCAUUUUCGAAGAUAAACAUCGUUUCUGGUCGGAUUCAGAGGCGAAGGAGAUGUUACAGAGCUUGUUAGGCUGCGAUGAUUCUAGCGUUGAACGAAUGAUUCAUAAUGAAGUAGAGCUUGCUAGUAGAUCGAUUGGAACUGAUUCUUCUUCAAUCGGUCUUAAACGUUACUUGAUGAAUCGAUUACGCGAGAGAGGUCUCGACGCAGGUCUCUGCAAAUCCCGAUGGGGGAAAGUCGGGCGGUUCCCGACCGGAGACUACGAAUACAUAGACGUGAUCGUAGGAGGGAAUCGAUACAUAGUGGAAACGUCACUGGGAGCAGAGUUCACGAUUGCUAGGCCAACAGAUAGGUAUCUAUCUUUGCUAGAGAUGUUUCCCCCAACAUUUGUAGGAAAAGCGGAGGAGUUGAAGCAGGUGGUGAGGUUGAUGUGCGCAGCAGCCAAAGAGUCGAUGAAAAAGAUGGGCAUGCAUUUGCCUCCCUGGAGGAAGAAGGACUACAUGCAGGCCAAGUGGUUUGGCCCUUACAAGAGGACUACCAGAGCUGCCGCUGCUAAGAGUAAGGCGGCGAUGACAAUGGAGAAAGAUUUGAGAGAGAGGAGAUCAGUAGGGUUUGAGGCGUGGCCGUCGCCGUCGCCUUCGCCGGCAAUUUAUAGUUAUUGUAGAGUUGCGUCGGCUCGCAAAGUUGGUUUGGACUUGAAAGCUGGAAACUUGGCAGCGGUAUUCAAUGGCAUGGGAUUGUAAUUAAGUUGUUCAUUUCUGCCCUUUUUGUCCGUUUUGUGUAGAAUGUCUAGAAAUAUGGAAAAUAGUGUUUUUUUUUUUUUCUUGUAAGUAUUUCCCUUGAUUUAAGUUGUGUAUGGGAAUUGGGAAAGUGCUCAUUCUGAGAUCAAUGAAUCAGAGUUUUGAGAUUGGGAA
This is a messenger RNA of Macadamia integrifolia, 1262 nucleotides long. RefSeq lists its product as uncharacterized. Bases 141 to 1091 code for a protein of 316 amino acids. The transcript is spliced from 2 exons. NCBI's taxonomy places the organism in Eukaryota, Viridiplantae, Streptophyta, Magnoliopsida, Proteales, Proteaceae. The record is from RefSeq and is a predicted model, not a curated record.